Lucilia sericata (common green bottle fly) is the source of this 387-nucleotide messenger RNA. RefSeq names its product histone H1.5-like. The transcript is spliced from 2 exons. Bases 1 to 387 code for a protein of 128 amino acids. Lineage: Eukaryota; Metazoa; Arthropoda; Insecta; Diptera; Calliphoridae. The record is from RefSeq and is a predicted model, not a curated record.
AUGUCAUUUAGCAAGACCGAAUUAAAUAUACAAUUAUUUGCUUCAACUCCUGGUGAUAAGGAACAAGAGAAGAAGGCUUCGGCUACUACUUCUGCCGCUCGCAAAAAGGAAAGUGCAGCAAAGCCGGAAAGAUCUGCUGCUGCUACUAUAAAAACACAGAAAGUUGCCUCUAAGGCUAAGCCAAAAACUAAGAAUACCAAAAAGAAGGCUGCUGCUGGUAUGAAGCACAAACUCUCCUCGAAGGCUAAGGCUGUAGCUUUGCUAAAGCCUAAAAAGGCCCAGAACAAUAUUAUCAAAGACGCUUUAAGUACCCGUGUACGUAAAGUAAGAACAAAUGUACAUUUCCGCAGACCUACGACCUUGAAAUUGGCCAGCAACCCCAAGUAA